This is a messenger RNA of Aspergillus melleus, 2331 nucleotides long. RefSeq lists its product as uncharacterized. Gene Ontology annotation, cellular component: cytosol. NCBI's taxonomy places the organism in Eukaryota, Fungi, Ascomycota, Eurotiomycetes, Eurotiales, Aspergillaceae. Gene Ontology annotation, biological process: glutathione metabolic process. The coding region runs from base 346 to 2292 and encodes 648 amino acids. Gene Ontology annotation, molecular function: 5-oxoprolinase (ATP-hydrolyzing) activity. The transcript is spliced from 2 exons. The record is from RefSeq and is a predicted model, not a curated record.
CCGAGACAAUGAUAUCACCUUUCAAUACUACUUGAAUAUGCGUUAUCAAGGGACCGAAACAUCUAUCAUGGUUCUGAAGCCGCAGGAAGGUGAUUUCAAGGAAGAGUUUAAGAAGGCACACCUUCGCGAGUUUGCCUUCUUGUUUCCUAAUGAGCGGCCAAUUUUUGUGGAUGAUGUUCGUGUUAAGGGCAUUGGGGCAAGUGGAGGCCUGGGUCCAGAUGGAACCCAGCUCGAUGCGCAGUUGAGAAAAACAUCUUUCGCCGUUGUAUCGAAGGAAAUAGCAGAGCGCACAGUAAGAUACCUCUCCCUUUUACUUAGUGAUGAGUGGCUAAACGAAAACAGACGAUGGUGUAUCUUGAAGGCCCGGGAAAUUGCGCCACGCCUGUGUACCUGUUGCAGAACCUCUCACCAUCUGUAAUUGUCACUGGACCAGCCGUCAUCAUUGACCAAACCCAGACACUCGUCAUUACGCCGAAUGCUGAGGCUAAGAUCCUGAAGUCUCACGUCGUUAUCGACGUCAAAGCGAGCGCAUCGCCUGUUUUGAAGGACCCCACAUCAGUAGAUCAUAUCCAGUUGUCGGUAUUCGGUCAUCGCUUUAUGAGCAUCGCGGAGCAAAUGGGUCGCGCUCUACAGAAGACCUCGGUCUCGUUGAACAUCAAAGAACGCUUGGACUUUUCCUGCGCUUUAUUCGGACCAGACGGGGGGCUUGUGGCCAACGCUCCCCAUGUUCCUGUCCACCUCGGGUCGAUGAGCUACGCGGUGAAAUUUCAGCACGAGCUGCACAAGGGCAAGCUUGCUCCUGGGGAUGUUCUAGUAUCAAAUCACCCAGAAGCCGGUGGAACACAUUUACCUGACAUAACAGUCAUUACGCCUGUUUUCGAAAGAUCCGGGAAAGAAGUUGCGUUUUACGUCGCCUCGCGCGGCCACCACACCGAUAUUGGAGGACUUGGGGGUACAUCUAUGCCGCCGAACUCUACAGAGCUCUGGCAAGAAGGUGCUGCAAUUCGAUCAUUUAAGCUUGUUCACGCUGAACACUUCGAUGAUGAGGGUAUCACUGAAAUCCUUCUCAGUCCUGGGCAGUACGCAGGCUGUUCAGGGAGCCGUCACAUUUCGGAUAAUAUCUCCGACCUGAAAGCCCAGGUAGCGGCCAACCAUAAGGGAAUGAUGCUUGUUCAGGCUCUGAUUGAGGAAUACACGCUACCGGUGGUUCAGCUAUAUAUGGGCGCCAUCCAGUCCAACGCCGAGCUUGCUGUCAGAGCCUACCUUCGGUCGACCUGCGAGAAGCUGGGAUCUCACCUCAUAGCCGAAGAUCAGAUGGACAACGGCUCACUCAUCAGACUCUCAAUCACCAUCGCUUCAGAUGGAUCAGCCGUCUUCGACUUUACCGGCACUGGCUGUGAACUCCUCGGCAACAUCAACGCUCCACCGGCUAUCACACACUCUGCUAUAAUCUAUACCAUGCGCCUGUUGAUUGGCACUGACAUCCCACUCAACCAAGGCUGUCUGGCCCCGAUCGACGUUAUCCUUCCGAAAGGAUCUUUUCUCAACCCAUCCGCUGGUCCUGCCGUGUGCUCUGGGAACACAUUGACUUCACAGCGCAUAGUCGACGUGAUCCUUCGCGCAUUCCGCGUAGCCGCAGCCUCACACGGUUGCAUGAACUGUCUCGGGUUCUUUGGCGAGGGAGGUAAGGAUAAAGACGGCAAUCGGCUAAGCGGCUAUGCGUAUGCCUUUGGGGAGACAAUUUGCGGUGGUUCCGGCGCUACAGCUAUCCAAGACGGCGCUUCAGGUGUGCACACGCACAUGACCAAUACCAGGAUCACGGAUCCUGAGAGCCUCGAGAAGCGUUACCCGGUGAUUCUGCGCGAGUUUGCCAUUCGUCAGGGCACUGGGGGAAGGGGGAUUCAUAAUGGAGGUAAUGGAGUCGUCCGUGAUAUCGAAUGUCGGGCACCUUUGAGCUUUAGCGUUAUCACGGAGCGGCGAAGCAUACCUCCAUACGGAAUGAAUGGAGGGGAGCCAGGAGAACGAGGUGCGAAUUACUGGGUUCGUCGUGUGAGAGAAGGGGACAAGGAGGAAUGGCGAUGGGUGAAUAUGGGAUCGAAGAAUAUGGUGAGGAUGGAAACGGGGGAUAGAUGCGUCAUACACACACCGGGUGGAGGUGGCUGGGGGCAGGCAGACCUGAACCGAGUCCGUUCGAAUGGGCAAAGCACAAGCGCUCAGCAGGCUCAGGCCCAAUAUCCGCGCGCGUCGGGUAGCGUGGCUGCUUUUAUUGCGGCUCAAGAGGGUGCCUCAUGAUUUUGUCUUUGCUGAUCAUUAUUCGGGCUGAUAUAGAGC